Funneliformis caledonium is the source of this 858-nucleotide messenger RNA. The record is from the annotation of a GenBank genome assembly. NCBI's taxonomy places the organism in Eukaryota, Fungi, Glomeromycota, Glomeromycetes, Glomerales, Glomeraceae.
AUGAUUAAAGUAGCUUUAGCUGCUCCUACCAAGGAUUAUAAAUAUUACAAUCCGUACUAUAAUCCUGAUGUUAAAUCAUAUGACCCUUAUUACAAUCCUAAUGUUCCCGAUUAUUAUUACAAACACGACGACAAGAAGGAUCACGACAAAUAUGACGACAAGAAAGAUCACGACAAAUAUGACGACAAGAAAGAUCACGACAAAUAUGACGAAAAGAAGGAAAAGCAUUAUAGAAGGUCCCCAUCCGAUGAUUAUUAUAAGAAAGUGAAGGAUUAUGACUACAAAUAUGAUCAUGACGAUAAAUAUGAUUAUGACUACAAAUAUGAUCACGACGACAAACACUACAAGAGAUCCCCUGAUUACAGCUCCAAAUAUGAUUACGACGACAAAUAUGAUCAUGACGACAAAUAUGAUCACGACGACAAAUAUGAUCAUGACGACAAAUAUGAUCAUGACGACAAAUAUGAUCAUGACGACAAAUAUGAUUAUGACUACAAAUAUGAUCAUGACAAGAGAUCCCCUGAUUACAGCUCCAAAUAUGAUCACAACGACAAAUAUGAUCAUGACAAGAGAUCCCCUGAUUACAGCUCCAAAUAUGAUCACAACGACAAAUAUGAUCAUGACAAGAGAUCCCCUGAUUACAGCUCCAAAUAUGAUCACAACGACAAAUAUGAUCAUGACAAGAGAUCCCCUGAUUACAGCUCCAAAUAUGAUCACAACGACAAAUAUGAUCAUGACAAGAGAUCCCCUGAUUACAGCUCCAAAUAUGAUCACAACGACAAAUAUGAUCAUGACAAGAGAUCCCCUGAUUACAGCUCCAAAUAUGAUCACAACGACAAAUAUGAUCAUGACAAGUGA